Messenger RNA from Zea mays, 5105 nucleotides. RefSeq lists its product as uncharacterized. NCBI's taxonomy places the organism in Eukaryota, Viridiplantae, Streptophyta, Magnoliopsida, Poales, Poaceae. The record is from RefSeq and is marked validated. Bases 405 to 4748 code for a protein of 1447 amino acids. The transcript is spliced from 22 exons.
GGGGCAAAUCGCCCCUGCUGGAGAGGCUGGAGCGUCUCUUCGCCUUCUCUCUCUACUUUCUCUGUCCUCGCCACUCACAAGUCCUCGCCAGCGGCAGCAAGCACACUGCGCUUCCUCUUCCGCUCCCUCCACUGUGUGACUCGCCCAUCAUCCAUCACCCUCGCCGUGCGCGCGCGGGCGCUAGGCUUUGGAGAUCUCUCGCUUGGCUUCCGAGAUCCGCGCCGAUCCGCCCGCCGCCGCAUUCUCCUCGGGCGUGGCGGUUGCGUGCGCCGCCGCCGCACGAUCCGUUUCCUUCCGGCGCUGAAUCGGGGGACGCUGCCAGCGAGCGGGGCGUUCCGGUUUCUCUGCUCGCUUCCGCGCUCGUGGAGCAGAGCAAUGGUUCGGAGUGACCGGCGGCAGCGACGAUGAGGUGCGUCGCGUGGUGGGCGGUCCUUCUCGCGGCCGCCUCGUUGGUUGGCGCUUGGGGGAACCACACUGUAUCGGCGCUCACGUUGGUAUCGGAGACGUGGUACGAUGACCGCUUGGCGCUGGUUCCUGUUGAGUUUGGCGGCGGUGACGGCGAGGAUGCCGCGGGGCUUCGCAGUGAGCUCCCGUGCCAGACAUACUCCGCGAACUCGAGGUCCUGCGAGGAAUUGAACGGCUCCGGGUCGUUCAACACCACCUGCGUCAUAAGUUCCAGCUCUUCGCUGGACGGUGAUCUGUGCGUAUAUGGCGACGGGAGUGUGGAGAUUCGGCCCCAUGUCAAGAUCAUCUGCCCCUUCAGGGGGUGCUACAUCACCGUCAAUGUCUCAGGGAGCGUCAGGAUUGGUGAGCAUGUUGAGGUGAUUGCAGGGUCGGUAAGCCUGUACGCGGCCAAUGUGUCGUUGGAUCACCACUCCACCAUCAACACCACUGCACUCGCCGGUGAGCCUCCUCCUCAGACGAGUGGGACGCCGCACAGCCUGGAAGGGGCAGGUGGUGGACAUGGUGGGAGGGGUGCAUCAUGUAAAGUGUCAAAUGACACCAACUGGGGAGGUGAUGUGUACGCGUGGUCGACAUUGGAUUGGCCUUGGAGCUAUGGCAGCAUGGGUGGCAGCAUGUCCGCCGGUCAGUUUGGAGGGUACGGUGGAGGCCGUGUCAUGCUUAGGACAUCCGGCUUUCUGAAUGUUGAUGGACAGGUGCUUGCUGAAGGUGGUGUUGGCAGUCUCAAGGGUGGCGGCGGCUCUGGGGGAAGCAUUAUAAUACAUGCUUUCAAGCUAUCUGGAAAUGGCACAAUAAGUGCUGCUGGUGGUAAUGGAUGGGGUGGCGGUGGCGGUGGAAGGAUAUCUCUGGACUGUUACAGCAUUCAACAAGAUUUGGAAAUAACAGUUCAUGGUGGCCAGAGUUUUGGGUGUGCUCAGAAUGCUGGUGCAGCAGGUACAAUAUAUGAUAGUUCACUGCAGACCCUAAAGGUCAGCAAUGGGAAUUUCACCACACGCACAGAAACUCCAUUGCUUGGUUUCCCAAUGACUAGACUUUGGUCCAAUGUGCUUGUGGAGCGCUAUGCAAAAGUGCUGGUUCCCUUGUUGUGGUCCAGAGUACAGGUGACAGGUCAAAUUAGAUUACUAACCAAGGGUAGUAUCUGCUUUGGGUUAUCAGAAAAUCCAAUAUCAGAAUUUGAGCUGGUUGCUGAAGAACUUUUAAUGAGUGACUCUGUUAUAAAGGUCUAUGGAGCUUUCAGAAUGUAUGUUAAAGUGCUCUUGAUGUGGGAUUCAAAUAUUCAGAUUGAUGGCGGUGCUAAGGAUGUUGUUCUUGCAUCUAUGCUUGAGGCAAGAAACCUUGUAGUCCUCAGGCAUGGGUCAGUGAUAUCUUCCAACACUGAUUUAAUGGUAUAUGGACAAGGACUUCUUAACUUGAGUGGCCCUGGUGAUGGAAUCAAAGCUAAGCGACUGUUUCUGUCUCUAUUUUACAACAUUGAGGUUGGCCCUGGUUCCCUUGUUCAGGCUCCACUCGACGAGGCUGUUCCAAGCAACUUGGAUGCACUUUCACGCUGUGAAAGUAAAACAUGUCCUAGUGAGCUUAUUACCCCACCUGAUGAUUGCCAUGUAAACCGCUCCUUGUCAUUUACACUACAAAUUUGUCGUGUUGAAGACAUAACUGUCAGUGGCAUAGUUAGGGGAAGUAUAAUUCAUAUUCAUAGAGCAAGGACUGUGACUAUUGCAAAGGAUGGCACAAUUAGUGCCUCAGAGUUAGGUUGCAAGGAAGGCAUCGGAAAAGGAAAGUUUCUCAAGUAUGGAGCUGGUGGUGGUGCUGGGCAUGGAGGCCGAGGUGGCACAGGGAUUUACAAUGGAAUGAGAAGUGAAGGAGGCCUAGAAUAUGGCAAUGCUGAUCUUCCAUGUGAGCUAGGAAGUGGUAGUGGCGGUUCUGCUUUGUCAGCAGAUAACACUGCCGGUGGGGGAUUAAUUGUUAUUGGAUCCAUGAAAUGGCCACUUUCAAGGUUGCUAGUUUAUGGCUCGCUGAACUCUGACGGGGAAAGCCAUAGAGGCACAUCGGGAAAUUCAAAUGGGACUUUUAAAGGUGGAGUUGGUGGUGGUUCUGGAGGAUCAAUUCUUUUAUUUCUUCAAUGGUUUCUGCUAGAGAAAAACUCAUCAUUAUCGGCAUCUGGUGGCAAUGGAGGUGUAUACGGUGGUGGUGGAGGUGGUGGUGGUAGAAUACAUUUCCAUUGGUCAUAUAUUGCUACUGGAGAUGAAUAUGUUCACAUUGCUUCUGUCAAUGGCACAAUAGUAUCAAGUGGUGGAUCUGGUAAGAAUGAUGGACAUUGUGGAGAAGAUGGAACAGUAACAGGAAAGAAAUGCCCCAAGGGCCUAUAUGGAACAUUUUGCACUGAAUGCCCAGUUGGUACAUAUAAAAACGUUGUUGGGUCCAAUUCAUCUCUGUGCAUCCCGUGUUCUGUGGAUAGUCUUCCAAACCGUGCUGAAUUCAUAUAUAUAAGAGGUGGUGUUACCGAGCUGCCAUGCCCGUAUAGGUGCAUAUCUGAUAAGUACAAGAUGCCAAACUGUUACACACCACUUGAGGAACUUAUGUAUACUUUUGGUGGUCCUUGGUCUUUUUCAAUCAUCCUUUCUUUAACAGUUAUUCUUUUGGCACUUGUCUUAAGUGCUCUAAGAAUUAAGAUUGGUGAGAGUGAUAUCACCUACCGGGCAACUAAUGCAAUCCACAAUGAUGGUUGUUCUUUCCCCUUUUUGCUUUCUUUGGCCGAGGUACCAGGGGCAAGCAGGGCAGAAGAAACUCAGAGCCAUGUCCACAGAAUGUACUUCAUGGGACCUAAUACUUUCCGAGAGCCCUGGCAUCUCCCCUACUCACCUCCUGAUGCGAUAAUUGGAAUUGUUUAUGAAGAUGCUUUCAACCGUUUUAUUGAUGAGAUCAAUUUGGUGGCUGCAUAUGAGUGGUGGGAAGGAUCUAUACAUAGUAUACUUUCUGUUCUUGCGUAUCCUUGUGCCUGGUCUUGGAAGCAAUGGCGCAGAAGGAAAAAAAACCAUCGUCUUCAAGAGUAUGUUAAAUCUGAAUAUGAUCAUUCAUGUCUCCGCUCCUGCAGGUCACGGGCUCUCUAUAAAGGCUUGAAGGUUGGUUCAACUCCAGACUUGAUGGUUGCGUACAUAGAUUUCUUUCUCGGGGGUGAUGAGAAACGACUUGAUGUAGCAUCCACCAUUCAGAAGAGGUUUCCCAUGUGUCUAAUUUUUGGUGGUGAUGGAAGCUAUAUGUCCCCAUACUAUCUACAUAGUGAUACAUUGCUAUCAAAUCUUCUUGGCCAGUAUGUAUCUACUGCGAUCUGGAAUAGAUUAGUCGCUGGUUUGAAUGCUCAAUUAAGGACAGUAAGACAAGGAAGUGUCCGUUCUACUUUGGGCCCUGUUGUUUCUUGGAUCAACAGUCAUGGGAAUCCCCAACUUGAGAGACAUGGUGUUCGAGUGGAGUUAGGGUGGUUCCAGUCCACUGCUUCUGCAUAUUACCAGCUUGGUAUUAUCGUAGCUGUGAAUGAGAACUUCUACAAGAAUCUCCGCCACCAUGAGCAUGCCACAGAAUUUUGUGAACGCUCAAGGAAGAACGUUGCAGUUCCACUUCAGGAUUUCAAUCAGGCAAAUCUGGAUCAGCCUUGCACAAGCUAUGCUGUUUCUAGAAAGCGAUUGACAGGUGGAGUCAAUGGUGGGAUCAUAAAUGAGGGAACGCUCAAGUCACUGCACUAUAAAAGAGACUAUCUCUUUCCAUUCUCAUUGUUAUUGCGUAAUUCCAGGCCUCUAGGCUAUGCGGAAACAUUGCAAUUGCUCAUUUGUAUUGUACUUCUGGGUGAUUUCUCCAUCACCCUGCUUAUGCUUGUACAGUACUAUUGGAUAUCUGUCGGAGCUUUUCUUGCCAUACUGCUCAUCCCCCCUCUUGCUUUGCUUUCACCUUUUCUUGCUGGUCUCAAUGCACUUUUUAGCCGAGGACUAAAACGAUCUUCAGUGACCCGCAUUUUUGCACUUUGGAACAUUACUUCUGUUGUAAACAUUAUUGUAGCAAUCAUAUACGGCUCUUUGUAUUUUUGGCUCUCUUCUUUGGCGGUGUCCUCAGUUCAUCAAGUAUACAACACAAAAAGCUUCAAGAGUAGAGAAGACAAUGAAUGGUGGAUACUGCCUACUAUCCUUUUUCUCAUCAAAUCACUGCAAGCUGGACUAGUUAACUGGCACGUUGCCAAUUUGGAAAUCCAGGACUACUCGUUAUUUAGCCCGGACCCAGAUAGAUUCUGGGCAAUGUAGUCGCCUGCAGCAAGCUAAGAAUUGCAGAAAGCAUGGUUUAGUGAUCGCAAGAAUGGCAAGUAUUAAUUAUUGGAUGCUGAAUAUUUGCGUUUUGUCCCUUGCAACGUCAUCAGCCCAAUACAAUCUCUGAAUCUGAAGGGGUCUAACACGCUGGCUGGAACUUCCUUCUAUUUAUGGGAAGCGCUCCUGCGUAGUGCACUAGUGCAGAUAUGUUCAUUUUCUUUUUCUCAGUUUUUUUCCCGUCUUGGUCGUGUGCCUAGAAUAGGUCUGUCGCUCGGUGGGGAUUAGAUUUGUGCAUUUUCUUUGGUUCAAAUUAAACCGUUGAUUCGAGUGUACAGCAAGAAACUAUUGUGAUUG